Messenger RNA from Ricinus communis (castor bean), 2140 nucleotides. RefSeq lists its product as uncharacterized. NCBI's taxonomy places the organism in Eukaryota, Viridiplantae, Streptophyta, Magnoliopsida, Malpighiales, Euphorbiaceae. The record is from RefSeq and is a predicted model, not a curated record. Bases 241 to 1782 code for a protein of 513 amino acids. Gene Ontology annotation, cellular component: mitochondrion. Gene Ontology annotation, molecular function: pseudouridine synthase activity; RNA binding. Gene Ontology annotation, biological process: tRNA modification; mRNA pseudouridine synthesis. The transcript is spliced from 9 exons.
UACAUUGGCUUAUCACUUGCGAGUUGCUACUGUCUAGAAGAUUGAGCACUUAACAAUAACAGCACCGGUGACAGAACAGAACCGCAUAUCAGCUCAAGCCACAAAUUGCAGGUUUGCCUCAAGUUUUCUGGCAACAAAACGACCUCUUCUUCCAAAGAUUGAGCAACUCAAGCUAUUUUACUUGGUCACAGUGAAAUGCUUAAGUCCCAACCAAUAACAUCAGAAGGCUUCUAAUCAUUAAUGGCUAAAUCCCUUUCUCUGCUCUUUCUCCUUCCAAAACCCACGUUUUGUCCUAUCCUUUUAUCCUCAAAACCCAAAUCUUUAAACAGAGCAUGUAUCUUAUCAUCACUUUCCCGAACACUCUUCUCCACCGUUUCUACACCAUACCCAUUUCAAUACGACAUGAUUAUCAGCCGCCCAUCUCAAUCCCAACCUCCUCAGUCCCGGUCUCAACCCGCCCGGGUCACUAAAGACGACUCAGAUUGCUCUCCUGAGCCUGAAUCUGAACUGGGUCUUGAUUCAUGGGUUGAUCAAAAGCUUUCUAUGGAUAAGUCUAAGAGAAAGUAUUAUAAUAAAAGGAGAAAAAGAAUGUACGGGUCUGAUUCUGAUGAUGAUACUAGGAAUAAAGACGAGGGCUUUGUUGAAUUGAAGCCUGAAGUUGCACACUUUGGUAGCUUACAUAAGAGAGAAGAGGAGCUGUAUAUGUACGACACAUUUGCUUAUCCGUGGGAAAAAGAUAAGCAUUAUAAGAUGGUUUAUCAGUUGGAGAAAAAGUAUUUUCCUGAUCAAUGUUUUGAUAAGGCAUUUCUUGAUCAUAAAGAUUCUAAUUUUAGUAAAAAUGAAAGUGUAAAAAGGAGUAGUAAGAGAGUAGUGAAAAGAGAUACUAAUGGGGUUGGUGACAGAGAGGAAGAUAAAGGGUUGGUGUUUUUUGAGGAGGAGAAGGCUGAGAUAGAAUCGAAUUCAGAGAAGAACGUCGCUAAAGAUGUUACAGAGAGGAAAGUGGAGGAGUUUUUUAAGUGUUUGAAGAAAGUUCCCAACAAGAAAAAUGAAAUCGAUACUGGAGAACCUUAUCUUGUUACUAGGAGUACUGAGCUUCCACCCAGGUGGGAUGAUACACAUGGAACUGUGGUUUUGGUUAAUAAGCCUAAAGGAUGGACUUCAUUUACAGUUUGUGGAAAGCUGCGCCGCCUGGUCAAAGUGAAAAAGGUGGGGCAUGCUGGAACACUUGAUCCUAUGGCAACUGGUUUAUUAAUUGUAUGUGUUGGUAAAGCAACUAAGGUGGUAGACAGAUACCAAGGAAUGAUUAAGGGUUACAGCGGAGUUUUCCGUUUAGGGGAGGCAACUUCAACUUGGGAUGCUGAUUCGCCGGUUAUCCAGCGUGAGCCUUGGGAGCACAUCAAAGAUGAGGACAUAAGGAAAGCUGCUGCAUCUUUUUGUGGGGAAAUUUGGCAAGUUCCUCCAAUGUUCUCUGCCAUCAAAGUUGGAGGUGAAAAGAUGUAUGAGAAAGCUAGAAGAGGAGAAAGUAUUGAACUUUCACCCAGAAGAAUUUCUAUUUUUCAGUUUAACAUAGAGCGAAGCUUAGAAGACAGGCAAAAUUUGAUUUUCCGAGUGGUAUGCUCUAAAGGAACAUACGUUCGAUCGUUAUGUGCUGAUUUUGGAAAGGCUCUUGGCAGUUGUGCUCACUUAACUGCUCUUCGAAGAGAUUCAAUUGGAGAAUACUCGGCAGAUGAUGCAUGGGAGUUCAAAGAGCUGGAAGAGGCAAUAACUAAAAAUUAUUUCUAGUUGGUGAAAGCGAUUCGUUGUCCCCUCCUAAAAGUUAUGGGAGCAACGGCAUGAUCAGGGGACAUCUGGGAGGGUAUACCUCUUUCCAAAGAGUUCCUCCUCCAAGUCCUUACAGUUGAAAGAAAAUUUGAUACACCGUUUCAUUUCCCUCAUUACUUAUAAUGGCAAGAAGAUAUGAUACAGUGACAAAAAGAAAGUAGCUCUGUCUGGCUGCAGAUGGAUGUUAGUGAAAAGUUUUUAUUCCAUUCUCAGGGCAUAAUUUAGGUCAAGUAAAUAAAUCCGAAAUCAUGGUUUUCCAACUUCUGAAGCCUUUGGUGAGUCCUUGGAAUCUAUAUAAAUAUCUUUUUGAUAGAGCCUA